Messenger RNA from Theobroma umbraticum, 842 nucleotides. RefSeq names its product cytochrome C oxidase assembly factor. Gene Ontology annotation, biological process: mitochondrial respiratory chain complex IV assembly. Gene Ontology annotation, cellular component: mitochondrion. Lineage: Eukaryota; Viridiplantae; Streptophyta; Magnoliopsida; Malvales; Malvaceae. The record is from RefSeq and is a predicted model, not a curated record.
UCUUUUUAUAAACCCUUUCUUAAAACCCCGCCAGGCACAAGUUUCCCACGACUUCAACGAGAAGAGCCCUCCAAAUCAAAAACCCAGUAAUCAUAACAGACUUGCGUGCCUUCGUUUUUUUCUUUUUCUUGGUUGGAUUUUCAGAUAAAGGCUUUUCUGGUUGUGGGAAAGUGAAAAAUGUCAAAGUCUUGCAAGGGUUUGGCCAUGGAACUGGUAAAGUGUUUAAGUGAAUCAGAUUGUGUCAAGGUUGAGAAGCGUUCUUUCCGGGAAUGUGCUGGAGAAAAAAGCCCUUCUAUAUCAAGCGAGUGUGUAGGACUCAGAGAAACUUAUUUCAAUUGCAAAAGAGGACAGGUUGACAUGAGAGCUAGGAUUCGUGGAAACAAAGGCUACUGAAUGGGGGAUGAUCUGUUCUCUACUUGUACAUGGUUUACUGCAUGGCACCUUUGAAAUUUUCGUUUUUGUCUCCCUUCCCAAGUUGCCUCCUGAGUAACAGUUUUUGGGUUAGCUUCAACCUUGGACCUUGUCUACACAUUUUAAAUGAGGAUACACGAAUCUCCACAAGAUGUUGAGCAUUUAAGAUAUGGAUGUUAUUAUUCUGUAAAAUUCUUGGUGUCACGAGUCAUUGUUAGAGUCAGAUAUAACUAUGAAAAAUAAUGAGCUUAUAACUGGAGUAUUUUGGAUUUUUCGAAAGUGGAUUUAGGGAUCUGAAUUUUGGACUCUUAUUGCUAAGAUUGGUAUUCUUUCGUUUUUUGCAAAAUGACUGUCGAUAAGUCACGUUCUGUGUUGCUUGAAGCAAUUAAAGAUCAUCUUUUCAAAGAAUGGGGACUGGACAGUUACGUUUA